CCCACUGUGAUGCCAAAGGCCUGCCCAUCUUCUGGAUGAAGAAGGACAUUUGAGGCCCCAGGGCCACGAGAGAGUCAUUAAAGGGUGCUGGCCCCUCUGGGGUGGCACAGAAUGGGGCCAGCACUGGUGCUGUGGGCCUGGUUGAUACUAUGCAUGGUGAGUGGAGAGAGCCCAGCACCCAAACCCAUUACAGAUGGCCAGCCCUUCGCUGUGGUGUGGAAUGUGCCCACGGGCCGGUGCUGGCACCGCUUCGGUGUGGGCCUGCCCCUUGGCAACUACGGUAUUGUGGAGAACCUGGGUGGCCACUUUGCCGGGCAGAACAUCUCUAUCUUCUACAAGAACCAGUUUGGGCUGUACCCAUACCUGUCCCGCCAGGGCAUCCCCCGCAACGGGGGCAUCCCCCAGAGGGUGCGUCUCCACGCCCACUUGGGCAGGGUGGCAGGAGACAUCCACGUCCGCCUGCAGCCUUCUUUCCAUGGCCUAGCUGUGGUGGACUGGGAGGAAUGGAGACCCCUCUGGGCUCGCAACUGGGGGGCCAAAAGGAUCUACCAGGCAGCCUCGGAGCAAUGGGUGUGGCACCGGCACCCCUAUCUGCCAGCCCCAUGGCGGCUCCGUCUGGCCCAGGAGGAGUUUGAGCAGGCAGCCCAGGCUCUCAUGGAGCAGACACUUUUGCUGGGCAAGACCUUGCGCCCAGGGGGACUCUGGGGUUUCUACCGCUUCCCCGACUGUUUCAACAGCAACUGGGCCAAGGAGACCAACUACACAGGCCAGUGCCGGCCAGCAGAAGUGCUGCGCAACAACCAGCUCCGCUGGCUCUGGGCUGCCUCAGCUGCCCUGUACCCCAGCAUCUACCUGCCGCCAGCACUGCCACAGGGCCUGCGCCACCGUUAUGUUCACCACCGGCUGCGCGAGGCCCUGCGCGUGGCCACCUUCGGGGCAACAGGCAUCCUGCCCAUCAUUGCCUACUCACGCCUCUCCUACCGCCGUUCACCCCGCUUCCUGAGGCCGGCUGAUCUGGUUCACACGAUCGGGGAGAGUGCAGCACUGGGGGCUGCUGGACUCGUGCUCUGGGGAGACAUGUCCUACUCGCGCUCCGCUGAGAGCUGUGCCAGCCUGCGCCACUACCUCAUGUCCACCCUCGGGCCCUAUGUGGCCAACGUGACAGCAGCCGCCUGGGAGUGCAGCCAUAGACAGUGCCAUGGGCAUGGACGCUGUGUGCGUCGGCAGGCCCAUGACCUGGCCAGCUUCCUGCACCUCUCAAAUCAGCUGGACAAAGGCCUGCAGGCACCCUUCCGUUGCCACUGCUACCAUGGCUGGACAGGCGAGAGCUGCUCCCAGCGGGCCAAGCUCAGCCCCAGCACCUCCUGUCUCACACCCACCCACACCCACGGCUUCUAUGAGCACAACAGCCUCCCACCCUCUAAUACUUGUCUCCCACAGGACACUUGGGGUUGGUGACACAGCUGGGGACCACUGUGGUCCCCUUCCCCAGCACACGUAGUCCCAUGCCCUGGUGCCUAUUGCUGCCUGAUGCCAAUAUCUCAUUACCUCCUUGUUAAUUUAAAUAAAUCCUCUUGGUGCAGCCAA
Rhea pennata is the source of this 1587-nucleotide messenger RNA. It is a transcript of the gene HYAL3, whose product is annotated as hyaluronidase 3. Lineage: Eukaryota; Metazoa; Chordata; Aves; Rheiformes; Rheidae. Gene Ontology annotation, cellular component: acrosomal vesicle. Gene Ontology annotation, biological process: hyaluronan catabolic process; carbohydrate metabolic process. The coding region runs from base 112 to 1458 and encodes 448 amino acids. The transcript has 4 exons. The record is from RefSeq and is a predicted model, not a curated record. Gene Ontology annotation, molecular function: hyalurononglucosaminidase activity.